AUGAAGAGAAUCAGCGUCGACCAGAGCCCUCAAGAUGGCCUGAAUACCCAGGGUUCACCAGACAAAGAACACGAAGAUCAUGGAAAAUCAUAUCCAUCCAAGAAAGUCGUGCUUCCAGCUAUGGUGGCUAUAUAUCUGGCAGUCUUCCUUGUUGCAUUGGAUAGAACCAUCAUCGGUACAGCUGUACCUGCCAUCUCAAACCAGUUUGGUAGCUUCGGAGAUAUAGCUUGGUACGAGUCAGGCUUCCUCCUCCCACUCUGUGCGCUCCAGCUGUCAUUCGGACUUGUAUACACCUACUAUUCAUCCAAAUGGGUCUUGAUCAUCCUCGUCUUCAUCUUCGAAAUCGGCUCGAUAGUUUGUGCCGCCGCUCCGACGUCCCAUGCUCUCAUAGUCGGAAGAGUCAUACAGGGUAUCGGCGGAGCAGGCAUCGGGUCUGGAGCAAUCAUCCUCAUCAGUAUGCUUGUGUCUCUCCAAGCUCGACCUCAAUGGACUGGUGGCAUUGGUGCUGUCUUUGGGCUUGCAAGCAUACUUGGACCACUUCUGGGAGGCUAUCUUACCUCGAUUACCUGGCGUUGGUGCUUCUGGAUCAACGUGCCAAUUGGUUGUGUAUCGUUGGCAUGCCUUUUCUUCUUCACGCCUAACAGUCCGCCUGCUGUCAAGGCUGCUCCGACUUGGCGUGGAAAACUGAAUCAGCUGGAUCCAGUAGGCUUCCUACUCAUAGCACCUUCGGUCAUCUGCCUGCUAUUCGCUAUCGAAUGGGGUGGCUCAAAGUAUCCUUGGACUAGUGGUCGCGUCAUAGCCUUGUUCGUUGUCUUCGGCACCCUCCUCCUCGCAUUCAUCGCUUAUCAAGCCUGGCGCGGAGACAAAGCUAUCCUGCCCCCAAGGAUCCUUCGACAGCGCAGCAUCAUCUCUGCAUCUCUGGCGAAUGUGGGCAUUGGAUCCGUGCUCGUUUUGUAUGCCUUUUAUCUGCCCAUCUGGUUCCAGGUUGUCCAAGGGAAGUCGCCGCAGAAGUCUGGCUUGUCGUUGCUACCGCUUCUGCUCAGCAAUGUGCUUGCCGUAAUAACGACUGGUGUUGCAGCGAGCGUCGUCGGAUACUAUACGCCGUUUCUGAUUGUCGGAGGUGGCAUCCUUAUCGUGGGGUCGGCACUGCUUACGACAUGGUCCGUUGAUAUUGGCGCAGGCAUAUGGAUCGGAUACCAGAUCGUCACUGGCGUAGGACUAGGCGCAAGCCUGCAAGGCCCAAACAUUGCAGCUCAGACAGUCCUUGCAGACAGCGAUGUGGCUAUCGGAUUGUCUUUUCUGCAGUUCAUCAGUUUCUUCGCGGGCAGCACAAUCAUCACUGUCUCGCAGACACUGCUCGAGAGCGGUCUGGCCUCUGGACUGAAAAAGAUUCUCCCCAACCUGGACCCGAGUACUAUCUCAGGCGGAGGUGCAAGUACUAUUCGAGACAUGGUGUCUGCAGAUCAACUUCCGGGCGCGCUUAGAGUGUACAAUGACUCGCUCAGGUCAGUGUGGUACUUGGGCCUAGGGCUGUCGUGUCUUGUGUUUGUGGCAUCCUGGGGCUUUGAGUGGAGAAGUGUCAAGGCGAAGAAGGGCGACGACAAUGAUGCCAAAGCUUGA
Messenger RNA from Aureobasidium vineae, 1620 nucleotides. The record is from the annotation of a GenBank genome assembly. Lineage: Eukaryota; Fungi; Ascomycota; Dothideomycetes; Dothideales; Saccotheciaceae.